CUUCUUUCGACGUCUCUUCUUCAGGAAAGACAAGCAGAAGCAAUGGUCUUUGGCUCUCGCAUCGUGUCCGUGAUCCUUGCGAUCACAUGGCAGCAGGCCUUGGCGUCAGGUCAUCGGGGCGCAGGCCAUGCAGGUUGCUUCGUUCGUCGAGGCAAUCAGAUGUUGGCGGUGAAGUUGACCUAUGACGGUAGAAAGUACGACAUUCCUGGCGGUCAAACCAAUUGGAAAGAACCCGCCUCCAGCACCGCGGUACGAGAGACCUGGGAGGAGUCCGGGUACCGUGUCAAUGCAGGCCGUCACUUGAGAACCGUUCGCGGAGGCUUUCACAUCUACGAGUGCUACCUUCAGGAGGGGAAUCCCGGCAAGGGGCCGGACCACGAGAUCUCCGAGGUGAAGUGGAUGUCCCGAGGCGAGGUUUCGCGCCAGCUGAAUCGAGGCAUGUGGCGCUUUCAGCGGUCGCAGGCAUACCUGUACCUGCGCUGGUUGGGCAACUCGAGAUCAGGAGACAACGCAGGAGCGAACAGCACAAAAGCUGCCGCUGUCGGGAAUGCCACGUCCAUCGAGAAGACGAACACCACCAAGGUGCUGCCUAAGACCGGCGAGAGCGAAAAGGUGUCCGGCCCCCGCAGGCUGUUUCUGCUGGUCUAGGGGGGUCACCCUCCAUUUUUCGGGGAUGCUCCCGCAGUUACAGCCAUCAGGGGUCGGGCACUCAGUUGCCUGGGGAAUGUAAGGCUCCGAUUCUGUGACAGGGCCAGCCUAU
Molecule: messenger RNA, 760 nt
Organism: Cladocopium goreaui
Lineage: Eukaryota; Dinophyceae; Suessiales; Symbiodiniaceae
Source: the annotation of a GenBank genome assembly